GCUUCAGGACUGUGGAAACUGUGCAUAGCCUACCUGUAGGCCUAGACUAAUUUAAUUGUCAAAAAAAAAAAAAUGAGCUCUGAGGUUUUAGUGUCAAGACCUCACUAUGACAGCAGAGCAGUGGCUCAGGGAGUCCCGGCGAGAGACCCUCAUGUAGAGCCGGAUGUCCCGCAGCCGUCCUCGGGCUCAGCCACAGCGGGGUACAGGUCCGCUAAAUACCAUCCGGCUGAAUGGUUCUCAAACUACCGCACCGUGCUUCAGCAGGCCGGGACCCACCGCCACGAAGCCCAGAGCAUCCAGCGAGAGUCCAAAACUCUGCACCAGGACACCGAGGCUGCCACUUUGAAGACCCAGGCCGUGGGAACACGUCUUCUGGGAGAGAGACUACAAGAGACCCACUACUGGAAGUCUGAGCUGAAGCGGCACGUCGACAAGCUGCUGGCCGACACAGAGUCGCUGCUGGCGCUGAAAACCAGGCUGGAGAAGGCGCUGGACGCCACCGAGAUUCCGUUUGCCAUCGCCACCGACAAUCUCAACUGCAGGACCAGGAGACCUGGAGCAGACCUAGUCCGAGACACUGUGGAGGAGGAGCUGGUGAAGGAAGUGGACUUGAUCAGGAGCAUCCAGGCUCUUCUGAAGAGAACUACAGCUCAGGUUGUCACUCAGAUCAAGAUGAACAGAGAGGCCAAGCAGACGUUGGAGUUGGACUGGUCUGAUAAGUACCAGGCCUACAACUUUGAUGACCACAGUGGAAGAUACAGUAACAUGAGCCCAGAUACACAGCACCACCCAAGCUCAGCCUCCCUGCAGGACCAGGUGUGUAACUGCACAUUGUGGACAAAGUUUACACAGGACAACCUGUCCAAGGCCUUGCAGGAAGAACAGGCCACCAACAGUCUCAGAGUGCUGGUGGAGCGAGUGCUGCAGGACACCACUGACGAUCUGAGAGUCCAGUGCUCUAGUGUGGACAGAGCCUUCAGCCAGCGCUGUGCAGAGCUGAUAGAGGCCAAAACCCAGCUGGAGAUGAAGCACGCACAGGUCUUGGAGCAGAUUGGGGCCCAGGAGAGGAACAUUGUGGCUCUGCAGCAGGCCAUCCACAACAAAGAGGCUCCACUGAGAGUAGCUCAGUCCAGACUUUACCUCCGCUCCCUCAGACCCAACAUGGAGCUCUGCAGAGAUGAGCCCCAGUUCAGUUUGGAAGGGGAGGUGAGGCAGAUUGAUGCCACUCUGGCGUCUCUGCACCAGCAGCUGAGUGAGGCCAGAGGCUCCCUGUCCCACCUGGAAGAGUCACGCAUUACAAUCGAGAAGGACAUUAACUGUAAAACCCACUCACUGUUCAUCGAGAGAGACAAGUGCAUGACUCACCGUAAACGGUACCCAGCGGUCUCCACACUGUCAGGAUACUGAAGACGAUGACUCUGAGUGUUUGUGUGAAAUUUGCUUUGGUUUUGCUAUUUUUCAUGUUAAAAUCCUGGAUUGUUUUGUCUCUUUGCUGUGCUGUGCUGUAAGGAUCUGUGAGAUAUUGUGUCAGCAAGAAAGCUUUAAAACUAUGUAUUUUCCGUAUGUUUGUAUGACUAUGUGCUAAAAGCAUUUUCAUAUCCCCCUUAAUGUAAUGCAGAAAGAAAAAAAAAUUAGAAUAAUAAUAAUAAUAAUAAAUAAUACAUUUUGUGUUUGUGACC
Molecule: messenger RNA, 1679 nt
Organism: Perca fluviatilis (European perch)
Lineage: Eukaryota; Metazoa; Chordata; Actinopteri; Perciformes; Percidae
Product: tektin-4-like
Exons: 7
Coding region: 73-1407 (444 amino acids)
Biological process (GO): cilium assembly; cilium movement involved in cell motility
Cellular component (GO): sperm flagellum; nucleus; microtubule cytoskeleton
Source: RefSeq, a predicted model, not a curated record